UUUCAAUAGCUACUUCAAGUACCUAGGUACCUUAACUCAGAAGGCUUACAUUCGACGCCUGUAUACCCUGCACGUCCAAGUUGUAGCCCGACACAGCCUCACCAUUGUUGCGCCUCCAGAUAGUUGAGUCCCUGCAUCCAACCUCCCAAGUGCCACCUUAGUUCCCCAUGUGAGCUAUGCUACCGACACGUAGUACCGCACUUCGUUGAAUCCAUCCAACAUUGACUGGAGCGUACCUACUUUGGGUGAUUACAGGCAAUCAAAUUCGAACGCAGCAGCCAUGUCUGAAAGUCUCUGCGCGGUCUGCCGCACCUUUCUCACGGGCCCCCGGUGUCUAUGAGAGUAUAAAUCCCACCACCAGUCGACAGAGAAUGUCCUACUGGCAGCAGCACAGGGCUGCUACGUGUGCGGGGUCAGUACCAGGAGUCGAGGAUGGAAGACGCUUGCCGAUGCUGGUGAUCCUUUCCAUGCCACCUGGUUGGUACCUGUCAAAUCUCGUGAAUCUGCCAUCCGACUGGCUGAAACUUUCCAUCGACGCCGUACCCGGCGAUGACAAUGCGGAGGAAGACGAAGACGAAGACGAAGACGACGACGAAGCCAGAGACAGAGAUGAGGAAGAUGGUGACGAGACGGUUGGAGGACAGGUCAAUGCCGCCCGCCCUGAAGCUUCUGGUUUUUUGUUUGACCGGAGCCACCUAUUUGGGGGUUCGCUACAGCCUGUUGAGGGUAUUAGUUGUCCCACAAAAUCCCCGAACUUGAGCCGCAUACACCACACUUAUUCUUUCGUAGCCGUCAAGGACAGUGCUGGCCAUCAUGUCCCUCCGUCAGGGGCUCGACAGCCGGGAUUCCUCGACCUCCCGUUCCAGUGGUUCGCCGAGUGUACUGCAACCAUCACCGAUGUCGCUAAACAAAAUCAGCCUACUACCCAUCUCAGUUGCUGGAGAUCAUCAGUCAAGGCCUCGCAAGACGCGUCAUUUCAAGGGAGGAAAAACCCCAAGGCCGGUCGCCUCGCUCUCCCACUGCUGGGGCAAGGCCGAGACGCUGUAGCUUCUUCUUCGAACAUGAACCAGCUUCGCAACAGUAUCGAUAUCGCUGCCCUGCCCACAAGCUAUGGGGGAGCCAUCAUGGUCUGCCGCCAGUUUGGGUUCCGCUACAUCUGGAUCAAUUCGCUCUGCAUUAUCCAAGAUUCCCGCGAGGACUGGCAGCGCGAGGCCCUUACCAUGAAGGAAGUCUAUCAAAAUUCGGUUCUGAACGUCACGGCCGCGGAAGCGGAAGAGAGUUCCGAUGCCAGCUUUCUGUCGAGAGAUGCGGGUUUCAUUCGACCGGUGCAGGUCGACGCGGAAUGGGACGACAUAGCUGGUCUCCAACCGCGGUACUACCUCUUCGACGAGGAGCCUUUGAAAGACGACAUGGAGGACUCAUCGCUACGCCGACGUGCGUGAGUGAUGCAGGAGGUGUUUCUGACAGAGCGGGAUCUGAGCCUGACCAAGUGCCAGCUGUGGUUCGAGUGUUCCCAGGGUGUUGCAUAUGAAACAUACCCCAAAGGUGUUCCUGCGGCUUUGUACACAGAUUCAAGGCACACCUUCAAGUGCUGGAUCGCCCUCAGGGCUUGCUGGCCAAGUAUCGCCGCUGGUGGGUCGUGGCGGAGAAAUAUGCCGCCUGCUUUCUGACGUUUCUGAUGGACAAGAUGGUUGUUGCCUUAGCUGGCAUUGCGCAGUGGUUCCAGGAGCUCUUGCCAGGUGACAGCUACCUCGCAGGUGUGUGGCGCUAUCAACUACCAUGGACGUUGAAUUGG
This is a messenger RNA of Parathielavia appendiculata, 1795 nucleotides long. RefSeq lists its product as uncharacterized. NCBI's taxonomy places the organism in Eukaryota, Fungi, Ascomycota, Sordariomycetes, Sordariales, Chaetomiaceae. The record is from RefSeq and is a predicted model, not a curated record. Bases 372 to 1442 code for a protein of 356 amino acids. The transcript has a single exon.